This is a messenger RNA of Trichoplusia ni (cabbage looper), 4701 nucleotides long. RefSeq lists its product as uncharacterized. Gene Ontology annotation, biological process: regulation of transcription by RNA polymerase II. Gene Ontology annotation, cellular component: nucleus. Gene Ontology annotation, molecular function: RNA polymerase II transcription regulatory region sequence-specific DNA binding; DNA-binding transcription factor activity, RNA polymerase II-specific; zinc ion binding. The coding region runs from base 313 to 2559 and encodes 748 amino acids. The record is from RefSeq and is a predicted model, not a curated record. The transcript has 12 exons. NCBI's taxonomy places the organism in Eukaryota, Metazoa, Arthropoda, Insecta, Lepidoptera, Noctuidae.
AAAGGCAGUGACAAAGCUGAAAAUGUUGAGCUACGGCCUUUACAGUCGCUCGUUUGCAGCGAAAAAUUCGGUCACGUGAUAUGUAGCGAUAAUGCUCAAAAUGUUGAGGUUUGCCGCUGCAAACGAGCGACGAGCGACUCAUGAGGCUACGCCUUAAUGAGGGUUUUCUAAAGCUGUCAACGUUAGAUGGCAGCACUGAGGCGUGUGGUCCAAUGAACUGUCAAAAUACAUACAAAUAGUAAUUUCCUGUAUAUUAGUUGAUUUCUGUACUAUUUGUAUUUAAUCAGUACUUUAGGAAUAUUGUGUUUUAUAAUGCCACAGUGUUGUGCAGUGCCUAUGUGUGCAAAUAAAACAGGAGGGCAUAAGUUUCCUAUGCGUGAUAAAAGCCGAUUGAAACAGUGGCUUGUAGCCGUACGCAGGGAUAAAUUUACUCCUUCGCAAAAUAGUCGCGUUUGUAAAAACCACUUCACGGCUGAUGAUUACGAGCUACCAAAGGACUCAGUAUUGGAAAAACCCAGACCUGUGUUGAAAAAAACUGCAGUACCAAGUCAGUUCCCAUGGAGUGAAAAAAGUUCAAGUCAUCCAAAGAAAAAGGUGCGGAAUCAAAGACGUUUGGCGCGAAAUGAAAACAAAAACCGUGUACAAGUACUUUUUAAAGAUGAAACAACGAAGGAUGACACUUCCCUCCUACAUACUUACUGCGAAGUGGAAAAUGAGUUUGAGGAAAAACAGAGAGAAACUGGAGUUAAAUGUGAUUCAGGCAAAGGUAGUCCAAUAAAGAAAGAAGUUUCGAAGAAAAAUGAAUCUCCGUUAGAGUCAAACGAAAACCAUGCAAAAGAGAAUCAGCCGAUUGAAAAUAAGAAACUCAGAGACAGAUCUGUUAGGUUAAGAAAUAGGAAAGCAUUUUUGGCAAACCGAAAAUGUUCCGUUCCGCAAUGCAACACGAGGCCUUCGAACGAGGUCUCCCUUCAUCAGUGCCCGAACAACGCAGCCGUCAGAGAUGAGUGGGCCGAGGCCCUUAAAGUUAGCAGACAGUGCAUAAAGAACUUAGUGGCAUGCAGUUUACAUUUUGCCAAAACUGAUUUUGUUCAAUCAAAAUCGGCCGGCAGUAGAGUGCUCAAGCCAAAUGCGGUACCUUCCCGCAAUCUUCCUCAGAGAAAGAGGGUGGUAGUGCCCGUGAAGGAGAAACCGCCAAAAAAAACAUUUAAACCAUCGGACAGGCCGAAGACAAUGAGCGACCAGGGUGAUGGAGAUCCCGAUGUACAGGAAGAGAAUCUUCAGGAAUGUCGAGCCUGUCUUAAAAAGUUGGAUGAUAAAACGAGUACCUGCAAUGUUUUUCAAGCUUGGUCCCUGUCUUGGACCGGCAUGGAGGCCACCAUAGCCGAGGAUUUAGCCAAAUUAGCGAAUGUUGAAAUAUCAGUAACAGAUAGACACUCUAAGGUUAUAUGCUCACCAUGCUACCAAAGCUUGUUAAGUGCAGCAAAAUUUGCUGCAAAUGUACGUAGCUGUGAUCUACUGCUACGGCAAAGGUUCACAGACGAAAUAGACAUGGAAAGAGUGUGGCCCAAACCAAUACAAGUUGAUAAGAAUUUAAAUGGAUCCGUAUUCACGAAUACAUUGGAUGUGGAGAUAAAACAAGAGGUCUUGUCCGAUGAGGAACUGACCGAUGCAUUUAAUGCUAGUGGAGCAGAAAAUGCUUAUGUAGAGACUGAGUUAUCCAAUUUGGAUAUUAAGAUUGAGCCUGAGGAGAUGGUUGAACCACCACCGAUGAACAUUACUAUUAAUGGAACCAUAUCAUUAAAUCCAUUAAAUUCUGAAGCCAAAGCUUUGACAAAUGGCACAGAUAUUUAUCAUGAUAAUCAGUUAUUAGAGGUAGCUGUUAAACAAGAGCCCAUAAGUGAGGAGGAAGAAUUGGAACAAGGAGUGCCGUUAGAGUGUUUAUUAUGUACUAAGUCAUUCAAGAGUGUCUCCGGACUCAAGGCACACGUGAUAGCCCAACAUUCCUAUAAGUCAGUGAAAAGAAAGUCAGAUGGCAGUGUGUCACCAAUGAAGAAAUGCAUUGACAUAUAUCAGUGUAUGAUAUGUAGGCGGAGUUUCAAAACCCCGACCGACCUGAUGGUGCACGAGACAUGUCACAACAAGCACUCGUGCUACGGCUGCACCAAGAAAUUCGACUCGUUCGAGCAGCUCACGCGGCACAGGAAGCUGUGCAGGGCCUUCACUAAGGCCAUGCCAAGAGUUAGAACACUGGAGGAUGUUAAAAGAUCUCUGCCCGAACCGCAGCCGUUGAUCGAGGAAGAAGAGACCUUAGUAGUAGAAAUUGAAAAUAGAAUAGAAAUACCAAUAGAGGCUGAUAGUGAAAUGAAAGAUGCUACAAGUGACAGUAUACAGGGUGCAGAGCCAAAACAAGACGACGAAACCUUAUUGGUAGAAAUUAAGGAAGAGGUCGAUAGCAAUAUGAAACUGCAUCUAGAAAUACAUUCGGCUGAGAGUGAGAAGGAGAAAGAGAUGGCUGACACUGAUAUGCAAGUAGAGACACUCACGAAUGAUGAUAGUUAGAGCGCUUUGGACAUUACCGUCCUACAGUCAUGAGGUCUUAUUCGGUAUUUACAUAACUAAUGUUCAAUUACAUAGUGAGCCGUUGAUUGAGCGAGCGUAAGAUUGUAUUACAUGUUCAUACUUUAGGGCGAAGCUUAAGGCUUAACAACACUGCGUUACGACGAAGCUAAACAUGUAUUUGGCAUUUAUUCACACGUAUAUGUCUUGUAAUGGUUGUGCAACUAAGUUUUUUAUUAUGAUUCGUCAAAAAGCGGUGUUGCUGCGCGCCCUUGCCGAAGAUACGUGUAAUCAUUACGUCAUUGAAACACACUCUUAAAGCAGGUCGGUAUUGUGAAAGCAAGACGUAACUAUAUGCAGUGUGCAUACUGUCUCGAUUUAUAUCAGCAUUGAUCCUGUAAGUGCAGUAAAGGAACAGUUCCACCUUUUAUUUGUUAACUUAUGUAAAGAGGUUUUAUAUUUAAAUGAUACAACCCGACUAGUUUCGCCUCCUACCGCCGCGUCAGCUCGUGAAAAGACUCCGCUUGGGUCCGGUGUAUCAUUUAGGUACAGUUCUACUUAUUAUAGACUCGAUUCAGAACUGUUUUAAAAUAUUAGUCGUAAGACAUAAAAUAAAUUUGAGUCUAUCCCUAGUGCGAUUUCUUAUACUUUGUUUAUUAGGUCCAAAAAGGUAUCCAAACAUGGUGUGUUCUUUUGUCAAAAAAACUCAGUUCAAAAAUAAAAACCCAAUUUAAAACUACAUUAAAGAUAACCAAAUCAAAUAUAAAAUACUUUUAACCAUUUAAUUAUAUGUGUUUGUAGAAAGGACACCAAGAUUGUUAUGAAAUGUAGUUAUUCUAUUUGUCUGCUUAACAAGAUUUUAGGACUAAUUGGUUGUUUUCACCUAAACAUUUUAUAUUAAACACUUCAAUUCUGUUAUAUUGGUUCCAAGGCCAACUUCGGCCGGUAACAAUAAUCGAGUUCACCCUAAUGAAAAAAAUUUGUAAGAACCAUUAAAGUUGUACUUUGUAAUUCAACUUAAAUCGCCAAAUAGCAUUUUAAAACUUCUCGUCUUAGAAGAUAUUAAAGAAUAUUUUUGUAGUAAAUUGCGAACAAACUUAUAUAUGCUUGUUAUUGCAAAUAUCACAAAGAUAUAAUAAUAUAUAAUAUGUAUAAAUACCGUCGGAUUAAGGCGCUAUCCAACUAGCGUUUUAGUGAGCGCUAUCGUUUCUCUUCCGCUCAGCCCACGCUGACAGACCGGGACGUCAAGACUGCGUAAACUUGGUUUAUCGUUUAUAACGUUCUUGCAUGGCGUCACAUUUUCGCUCCAGUGUCGCGUAGGGCAUGUGGCUCCUCAGGCAGUCGAAGGGGCCUGGGGUAUUUUUGGUUCGCGAAAGUCCGACAUAUCUCCACGCCGUGAAAUCGGCGUGGGUUGAAGUCAUUGGCGUUUCACCCUGGAAGAAAUGGGCAGCACUGGCGCAGCACAGUGUUGAAAGGCCCCAACGACCAUAAAACGCUAGUGGGAAAUCAAAUGGUCAUAUUUGUUCAGAAACAUAUUUACCUCGCAAAGUUGAAUAAUAUAAUAGGGAUAUUAUUUCAAGUUUCUGUUCAUGUUUUAACUGUCUAAGACCUAAAUCAGUAUGAAAUAAGGUCGAAUUUUAAAUUAAAUGUACAUUUAAAUUGAAUAAUCUACUGGCUUUUUAAUUUGGGGCAAGUCAGUCGCGUCAGUACUUAAAGUAUCGUCAUUGAAUAAUGUUUUUCAUGCCCACUGACGCCUGUUUCUAGUACAGUCAAUAACAAAAGUGUGUCAACACAAUGAAUUUAUUAAGAUCCUGAAUAUGAAAUAAGAUAACUUAGUAUUUAGACUGAAAAAAACUUGAAGCAACGUUCUACAAAAAAACUUGUCGAACAUCAAGCAUUUUUAGCAGUCCGUGAAUUUGUGUUAUCAAACUUUUGGUGCUGACCAUACUAGUAAUCUUAAAUGUAAACCAAUGAUAAAAAAAUGUUCUCUACCAUUAUCCAUUGUCUAUCAAUCGUAUAAUAUGUUACGUCACUCAUCUGUAAAUUGUCAUGAUUUGUAAAUAUUUUGUGAAUCUUUUAGGUUAUGAUUAUGUGAUGUAUGAAAUAAUGGUUCCCUGUAAAAUAUAUUGUUGUAUUACUCUAAAU